Choloepus didactylus (southern two-toed sloth) is the source of this 8013-nucleotide messenger RNA. It is a transcript of the gene ZNF516, whose product is annotated as zinc finger protein 516. NCBI's taxonomy places the organism in Eukaryota, Metazoa, Chordata, Mammalia, Pilosa, Megalonychidae. Gene Ontology annotation, cellular component: nucleus. The record is from RefSeq and is a predicted model, not a curated record. Gene Ontology annotation, molecular function: RNA polymerase II cis-regulatory region sequence-specific DNA binding; DNA-binding transcription factor activity, RNA polymerase II-specific. Gene Ontology annotation, biological process: regulation of DNA-templated transcription.
GACCGCAAGAUGAAGCCUGGACCGAGGACAUGGGACAGGGGCCUCUGAGGAAGCAGAGCCGAUGGCCCAGGCCUUUCUAAACAUGUGCAGAAAUCCGGGCCCCUGGGGAGUCAGACCGUGUCGGGCUCAGUGGCAUGAUCAGGCCCGGGACCCCGGCUGGGCCCAAAUCGGAGAAGGGGUGUCCGCCUGUCAGGGUGGUAGGCCAGGACCCCGGCUCCGCCUGGAGCAGGAAUUCAGUACCUCCUGCGUCCUCAUCUUCCCCGAACCCCUGAGGGGCCUGGAGGGCAUGGCAGUGACUCCCUUUUUUAUGGGAGGGGAAGGGGAAAAGGGAGCUUCUGGAAGCCUCCUGACAUUAGGCUCUGUGCUCUUGGAUGCUUUUCCUUUGUGCUGUUCCAGGGCACGGGCGGUGGCCUGGAGGGGGCAGUGACUGAUUUGAGGAGGGGCUUGCCAGGGGGUUGGCGGUUCAGCUGGCACACGCUCCCAGAGUAACCCCUAGCCCCCUAGCAGAUGAGGAAACUGAGGCGCAGGUGUGAAGGGCCGAGUUUUACGGACAGACCCCUCGGCCCCUAGCUAAUGGGGAGGCUGAGGGGACUGAAACCAGGCCCCCCGAUUGCCAUGUCCUGCCUGGUGCUGCUCCAGCCCUGUGACCGGCCUUGCCACAGCUGGCACGUGGCAGCUUCUCGAGGGCAGUUUCCCACGGCCCCAUGUGCUGUUGAAGCUGGACUUUAUGGGGUGCCCCAAACGCCAGGGUGUAGCAACGGAGGAGGGAGCAGACCAACCCCAGAGCCCAGGUUGGAAUAACUUGUCCAAGUCUUCUCACUUGAAAAAUUCAGUUUGAAUUCAAGGUGAGCUUGUGGGGUUUUGCCUCUUGUGAUCCUAAACUCACCGAGCAUGUUCAAGCUCUGCAUCUUGUCCUUGUAGAUGGAUUUUGGCUGUGUUGAAUUUACCUGAAUUUGAGAAUUGUCUUUACAUUUAAUAUCCUUCAUGACAGAACAUUAGAGGCCCAGGGGUGUCUGUAAAAUUAGUUCAGAAUCACUAACAUCCAGGGUUUCAGGGUUCCGAAUUUUGGUUGUUUUUUCUCUGUAAACUUAGUUCUAUAUGGUUCCUCAAAAUUGGAAGAUUUUUAUACUCAGAUCAGGUCACUAAAAUCAACAUACAUGGUACAUGUCAUUCAUACGGUUAUAUACUAUACCAAAUUCCACAUUCUUGGGGAAAAAAUAAGCCCUGAGGAUAGCAGUGGAUAGAUGUAAAUCAUUGGCCUUGUAAAAUCAUCAAGAAUAAAAUACAGCCCUCUUCCACUGUGCCAAGGCCAAAAGGGUUUGAGAAAAUAAGUUCAUUUUAAGAAGCGUUCCUGCUUGCCUCAUUUAUUUAUCCGGUGUCAGGGGAGGCCUUUUUGUUUGGGUGGAUUUUUUUUUCCCUCCUUCCUCUUGCCCCUCUGUCAGCCACGAGGACUUGAGUUCUGAGUUGGGUCCACUUUGCUGGCUCUGACUAUCAUGGAAGUCACUGCCUGGAACCAUCCUUGUCUUGCUUUUUCAAGGUAUGAUGCUCAGAUUGGGUGUGUGUCUUUAGGUGCCUGGGAAACUUGACAGCAUGGGGCUUUCUAGAAAGAAUAUUUAAAUUAUGUAAUUCUCAACAAGGAUUUUGCCUUUGCAUGGUUGUUUGUGGGAGGAGAAGUUCGGAGAUAGAGGCCACAUGUGGCCCUCUCUGGUGUUCUGUUGGCGCUGUUUCCCCCAGUGCGGAAGUGGGGGGAAUAGAAUUCUCCUCCUUUGGGGGUGUCUUGGUGACCCACCUAGCAUGUGUCCGCUGGAUUCAGAGCAGAUGCCCCUGCCCGUUCCACCCUCUCAGUGGUAUUCUUUUGUUACCCGGCUGUGGCAGCGCUGACAUCUCUCUCCCAGCAUGUACUGCCCGGGGGGUGGGGGACAGAUGACCAGCAGACAGAAGCAUGCACUCGCAGUGAUGCGGCCAGCUGGCCACACAGUUCUCAGUGCCGAGGUCUCCGGCCACUUGGGUCUGAGCUGUGCCUGCCACAAGGCUUUUUAAAAGAUGAAGUGAGGGUUCACCCUGGGGUCUGGCUGGGAAUUGGGGUCUGGCAUUUUAUAGGUCUGUUUUUCCUGCUGCAGGGGACACAUUGCAGGUUUAGACAAAUCAGAGCGAGCACAGACUCCCAGCCUAAGACUCUUCUGAAAGGGAACCUCGACUAUUUGAACAAAAGAGAUGCAUGGAUAGACAGUCACCUUCAAAGCCAGAAACAAGUAGCUGCUUCAUAUUUUAUAAAAUUUAAAAUAUGAGUUCUUAACUUAGUCUGUAGGAGAUUGUAAUUGUGUUUUCAGAAGACAACUUCUUUUCUGAGGUUAUAGCCUGUUUUUGGAAAGUCUGCCUGUCCCGGGUGCUGGCACACCCUGUGCUGGGCCCACAGGCCCCUCUGGCUGAGAAGAGGUAGGUGCUCUUGCAGGUGGGAGAAGGCUGGAUCAGCACGUGCAGGGUGUGGGGGGUCAGGCCGAGGUGUCUGGGCUUCAUCUGAGAGCAAGUGAAGGACGCGCAUCUGCCCCUCCAUGCCGCCAUGGCCUUGCUUAGAAGUGUUGGCAUCAGGGAAGCCAGCUCUGCCCGCAGAGUCUUCCUGGACUUCGGAUUCUGUUUGGGUGAUGCUUCCUCACCCUUAUGAAGUAUCUACCUUCUUAAUUGAGGGCUCAUUUUCUUCUCAUCCAAACACAGCAUUACCCAGCUGAUUCUCAUUAUUAGCAGUGGUUGGGCUCUUGAAAGCCCAACUGUGAAACUGAAGUAGCUAAUCCUGAACCUCGGCUCUGGAAAAGUACGAGUUAGGGUCCUCUAGUCACCCAGGAAAAUACAGGUUAAGGUCCUCUAGUCAUAUUGUCUUCAUCUGAUCAACACAGAGCCUGGUUCAUGUGUUUCUGUGAUUCGUGAACAUGGACCUCGAAGCCGACAGCACCGUAAUUCAUUCCUGAACAAAGUGCAUCCCAGCACUCUGGCACUCAGGACCACUAGACAGCACUUCGGCACUAUGCCUCAGGGUCACUUUAACAGUGAAAUCACCAAUGAAAAGCAGAGACCUGAGAAAAAUGUGGCACUAAGUAGACUGCCAAAAGGACGCUUGUUUACAGCAUGAGCUAAACCGAAGCCGUUGAGUCGCCUCGUUCAGCCUCAGUUGGGAGCGUGCACAUCGGGCUGCUUUGCAUACGUCUGCAAAUGAGUACAAGACACCACUUAUAGUGAUUUUGGGUUUACAAACCAAUUUUUGUGGGUAGGUGAAUCUGCUAAUAUGGAACUGCUAAUCAUGAGGCUCGAUUCUUUGUAAAAUGAUUCUAGCAAUUGUAAAGUGCCUUUGCAGCUGAUGGACCAUGGACUCUGCUUUGUCCCUCACUGUCUUUCUCUUCCAUUUCUUUGCCUUCUCUCCUCCUAGCUUUGUUUCUCUUUGUCUCUUAUUUCCAUGGACACCACUUGUCCUGGAGCCUGUAAUUCUCACUUCCAGACAGUGCUUCCUUAAUGACUUGAUCCCUUUUUAGUAACAAAAAAACCAUUUUAGUUACAAUUAGUUAAUUUAUUUAGCACACAGUGAUUUGAUUGUCAGUAGUUAAUUAUUGAUAUUUUAAAAGGGAAACAGCUGCUUGUUUGUGUACUUGCAUUUUUAUUGUCACUUUCAUUGGUGUUGGAGUAACGUUUUCCAGGAGGAUGCACUGGAUGGCUGUCGUUGACACCACUGCAUACACGUUUCCUCUGGAAGCUUUGCUCACGAGGCCUUUAUGUCUUCUCUGUUUCAGGUGCUUGGUGCCUGGGCAUGCCCUCCGCUUAGAAUAUGCAGGAACCUAAUCCUAGCAGGCUCGUCGCUUGCAGCUGGGAAGCAGAUGCCACGUCUGAAAAUGAAGAGAUAAAAUACUGUCCCCGCAGGACCACCUGUUAGAAAGCUCUGCCCACCUCCGGGCGAACAGAACUGUGACCUCGCCCCUGGGCAGCUCAUGCCAUAGUCUCCCCAAUGGAUCGAAGCCGAGAGGCUGAGACGGAGCUGAGGGUGGGCUCCAGCCCCAGCAAGGCCGGCAGGAGCCACGAGCUGGAUGGGGACAAGAUGGUGGUCCACAGCUGCUGCAUCUGCGGCAAGAGCUUUCCCUUCCAGAGCUCCCUGUCCCAGCACAUGCGCAAGCACACGGGCGAGAAGCCCUACAAGUGUCCCUACUGCAGCCACAGGGCCGCCCAGAAGGGCAACCUGAAGAUCCACAUCCGCAGCCACCGGACGGGGACGCUGAUUCAGGGGCAGGGGCCUGAGGCCGGCGAGGCCCAGCUGGCCGAGUCGCGGGUCUCCGAGGGCCUGGGCGGCUGCACCAGCCCCACCAAGAGCUCCUCGGCCUGCAACAAGAUCCUGAACGGGGCGGCGCCGCUGGAGGUCGGCAAGAUCCUGCUGAGGAGCAGCCGGAAGGAGCCCGAGGCCGCGGGGGAGGGCAAGGCGGCCGCGGCCCAGUGCUCCUUCUGCAAGAGCCGGUUCGAGCGCAAGAAGGACCUGGAGCAGCACGUGCAGCAGGCGCACAAGCCCUUCAAGUGCCGGCUCUGCAGCUACGUGACGGUGCGCGAGGAGUCGCUGCUCAGCCACAUCGAGAAGGACCACAUCACCGCGCAGGGGCCGCCCGGCGCCCCCGAGGCCUGCGCCGAGAACGGCCGCAGCGAGCCGAGCCCCGGGGAGUUCCCCUGCGAGGUGUGCGGCCAGGCCUUCAGCCAGACCUGGUUCCUGAAGGCGCACAUGAAGAAGCACCGGGGCUCCUUUGACCACGGCUGCCACAUCUGCGGCCGGCGCUUCAAGGAGCCCUGGUUCCUCAAGAACCACAUGAAGGCGCACGGCCCCAAGACGGGCGGCAAGAACAGGCCCCGCGGCGAGCUGGACCCCAUCGCCACCAUCAACAACGUGGUCCAGGAGGAGACCAUCGUCACCGGCCUGUCCCUCUACGAAGUUUGCACUAAGUGUGGCAACCUGUUUACAAAUCUGGAGAGCUUGAACGCCCACAACGCCAUCCACCGCCGGGUGGGAGCCGGCCGCGCCCCGCCGCCGCCCGGGGGCCCGGACCCCGCGGCCGCGCAGCAGCUCUUCCUGCAGUGCCUGAACCUGCGGCCCUCGGCGGCGGGCGGCGGACCCCCCAGCGCACCCUCGGGCAGGAGGGUGGCCGAGCUCGACCCGGUCAACAGCUACCAGGCCUGGCAGCUGGCCACCCGGGGCAAGGUGGCCGAGCCGGCCGAGCUGCUCAAGUACGGGGGCUGGGACGAGGCGCUGGCCGGGGCCGACGUGGCCUUCGACAGGGACCGGCGCGAGUACAUCCUGGUGAGCCAGGACAAGCGCAAGCGCGAGCAGGACGCGCCGGCCGCGCCGGGCCACCCGCGCAAGAAGGCGGCGGGCCCCGGGGACGGCCUCCCGCCGGGGCCCGACCUGGACUACCGGCCGGCCUCGCGCCAGAGCCGCCGCGCCGCGCAGAGCAAGUCGUCCGAGUGCUUCGAGUGCGGCAAGAUCUUCCGCACCUAUCACCAGAUGGUGCUGCACUCGCGCGUGCACCGCCGUGCGCGCCGCGCCGCCGCUGGGGACGCGCUGGGGGACGCGCUGGCGGACGGGGCUCCCCGGGCGCGCUGCGGCUCGCUCAGCGAGGGCGACUCGGCCAGCCAGCCCAGCAGCCCCGGCUCGGCCUGCGCCGCCGCCGACUCCCCGGCCUCGGGCCUGCUGGCCGACGACAGCGGCGAGGAGGGCGCGCCCGAGCCUGCGCCAGGGGGAAAGCCAUAUCGCUGCAGCUUUCCGGAAGCAGCAGCACCGACCAUGCUCUCCAACGGAGACCAGGGUCACGGAGUGGGAAGCAGAUCGGAGAAAGGCCCCAGAGAGUCCAGAACGGGGACCACAGCUUCGGUCACCAUACUUGAAAACAGUGGCAGAGACACUUCCAAAAGAUCCGAUCAUAGAUUCUCUCUUGACUUAAAAACACCAGCGUUUCACCCCAAGCAAGAGGCCCCGGGCCCUGGCGACCUUGCGGCUCUUCCUUCAAGCAUGGAGGUGACUUUUCCGGAAGUAGCAGAUGUGCAGCGUUCCGUGGAAAGCCAGGCCCCGCGCCCUAAAGACAAGCCCUGGGAACGGCACAGCCAGGAGCCCUCGGGGGGCGGGAAGCAGGCCCCGGCCCCAGACCUGCUGCCCCUGGACUUGAGUGAGCGGUCGACCCGGGACGGCCCCGGCCGUAAGGAGGUGGCCUCCUCCGUGCAGGCCGCCCUGAUUGCGCACCCGUGCCCGUUCUGCACCCAUAAGACCUACUACCCCGAGGUGCUGUGGAUGCACAAGCGCAUCUGGCACAAGGUCAGCUGCAGUGCCAUGGCGCCCCAGUGGAUGCAGCACAACGGCUACAGGGCCAUAAAGAGCAACCUGGUGUUCCUGGCCAGGAGUGGGCGCACGGGCCCGCCGCCGGCCCUCGGGGGGAAGGAGUGCCAGCCCCUGCCCAUCGCACGGUUCACCCGCACUCAGGUGCCAAGCGCCCCGCCGGUCCCCAAGAACACUCCCCUGGGGGUGCCCACAAAAGCCGCUAGCAUGCCUAAGAACAAGGAGAGCCUUGCGGGGGUCUCCUGCGAGCCGUGGGCCUCGGGCCCGAACGGCUACCGGCAGACCAAGCCCAGCCACGGCCCUGAGCAGCACCGGCCGGCGUCCAGGCAGGAGGCGGGCGCCCAAGCCAGCGGCCUCGGCAGGAGUGCCAGCCCCUCGCCCACCGUCGUUGCCCGGGCAGGCCCCCAGCCCUCGGCCAGCGGCAAGCCGGCCGAGAAGCAUGCGAUGGCCCCGGCGGGGGCUGGCCUUGCCGCCCCCCAGAAGCACAGCACCCCCGACUCUGCGAAAGCCAAAUGCAGCCCUCAGGCUCCCUGCAAGCCUCUGUGCAGAACCGAGCAGCACGGGAAAGGGGAAGGGGGCCCCGCACUACCUCCCCGCGAGCCCCCCGCCAAGGCCGCCCAGGAGCUGAGGACCCUGGCUCACUGUGCGGCUGCACCCCGAGGGGAACACGCCGCCCCACAGCCUCCGCCCGGCCUGCCCGGGGCCCCCGCUGUCGUUCACUCCAUCAAGCAAGAGGCAGCGUCCGAGCGGCACGAGAAGCACUUGGACAUUCUCAACAUUUUCAAGACGUACAUUCCAAAGGACCUCACCACCCUCUACCAGAGCUGGGGCGCCAACGGGCCGGCCUCGGAGCACAGAGGUAAGACCCAGGCCCGCCAUGGAGACGUCACCUGCGCCGAGUGUGGGGGGCGCUGUGUGCAGCCUAACCCCCCCUCCAGGGCUCACCCACAGGCCCACUCGGUGGUGUUUCAGUCUAAUGGACUCCAAGGAACUGAAUUCGCCACCUCUGCCGACACCCCGAAACAAGCAGGUCCCACCAGUAAUCGGGUCUUUGGGUUUUAGCAUGACAGCUGGGAGGAGGAAGGCAGGGACACUUGUCACUAAAGCACCGACUGCUUUUUCUAGAUGUGUAAAUACCCUCAUGCUGCUCUGCCGUGGGACCUGGCCCUCCAGGGCAGGAUGGAGAUGGUUGAACCACACUGGGGGUGAGGUGGACACAGCCACUGGUGGUAGGAUUGGGGUGAGAUGAUGGGUAGAGACAGUCGGUGACUUAGGACACUAAAACUUCCUAUUUUUCUAAGAUUUUUUGGAUAGAAGUUUGCUUUUGAAAGGAAUUGGUUUUCUAAACAAAAAGAGAACCUCCUUCGUGGAGGUGUUUUUCCAUCAGAAAUGCUUAGUGUAGGGUUUCACAGCUAUGUUCUUCCGGAGUUGAUUUUCUUCUGCGUUGUGUACUUGACUGGGCCUGUACCUCCAUGCGUGUGCACGUAGAUGUGGGAUUUUAACACAAACUGCUCCAUGUACGCAUGCAUGCAGCAGAGCUUUUGGACGUGUGUGUUGUGUUGGGAUCGUGGGCAUCACCGUGUUUCUGGGUUCUUCUCCCUGUUUUUCCCUCAUACGGGAUGUUACAUUCUUCAUCUGGUUCUGGCCCAAACCAUCGCCACAUUACA